Molecule: messenger RNA, 1021 nt
Organism: Tachysurus vachellii
Lineage: Eukaryota; Metazoa; Chordata; Actinopteri; Siluriformes; Bagridae
Product: myelin and lymphocyte protein-like
Exons: 4
Coding region: 212-664 (150 amino acids)
Biological process (GO): myelination
Cellular component (GO): membrane
Molecular function (GO): structural constituent of myelin sheath
Source: RefSeq, a predicted model, not a curated record
CACCCUUGCUUAUUCAUACCUAUAGAACUUAGAAGACUGGAGACACACACACACACACACACACACACCCCCUUGCUUAUUCAUACCUAUAGAACUUAGAAGACUGGACACACAGACACACACACACACACACACCCUUGCUUAUUCAUACCUAUAGAACUUAGAAGACUGGACACACACACAGACUUACACAUCCAGAUUUACACGCAACAUGGAAAGUGUUGGGAUGCUGCCAAGUGGAAUGUCGAUCUGCUCCUCCGUCCCUGAUCUUCUCUUCCUACCUGAACUUGUAUUCGGUGCUGCAGUGUGGAUUUUAGUGGCAUGUACUAAAGUGGUUCCUGCCAACCCUCAGGCGUACGUCCUGGCCGUAUCUUUGUUCUGCUUCAUCACAACCUUCAUCUGGAUGAUGAUGUUCCUGUGUGGUGUUCAUCACAACCAAAUCUCCUGGGCCACUGCAGACCUGGUGUAUCACUGUACAGCUGCUCUCCUGUAUCUCAGCUCCUCAGUGCUCCUUGCGUACGUCACAUCUGUUAUCAGCCCCUUCAAUCAGGUCAACUUCACUCCCUACAAACUCAAUGUCUCUGCAGUGGUGUUCUCCUUCUGGACGACACUGCAGUACAUUGUACACGGUGCUUUUUCAGCCAUCAGAUGGAAAUCUUUUUAAAAUACAGAUGAUUCAGGACUCUGUGUGUGUGUCUGUCUGUGUGUGUGUGUAUGUCUGUGUGUGUGCACGUAUGUCUCUGUGUGUGUGUGUGUGUAUGUCUGUGUGUGUGUCUGUGUGUGUGCGCGUAUGUCUCUGUGUGUGCGCGUGUGUCUGUGUGUGUGUGUGUGUGCGCGUGUCUGUGUGUGUGUGUGUUUGCGUAUGUCUGUGUGUGUUUGUGUGUGCAUGCAAAACAGUCUUGAUUUAAUAUUUGUAUUUUGAUUACUUGAUGUAUAUGAUUAUAAUAUAAAGAGCAUUGUGUUCAAUCUGUGAUAUGUCUUUCAUCACAAACUCACUCACACACACACACACACACACACA